Nematocida homosporus is the source of this 756-nucleotide messenger RNA. Its product is annotated as transcription initiation factor TFIID subunit 7. Gene Ontology annotation, cellular component: transcription factor TFIID complex. The coding region runs from base 1 to 756 and encodes 251 amino acids. Gene Ontology annotation, molecular function: RNA polymerase II general transcription initiation factor activity. The record is from RefSeq and is a predicted model, not a curated record. The transcript has a single exon. NCBI's taxonomy places the organism in Eukaryota, Fungi, Microsporidia. Gene Ontology annotation, biological process: RNA polymerase II preinitiation complex assembly; transcription initiation at RNA polymerase II promoter.
AUGGAAGACCAGUUCAUUAUUCGUCCCCCCGAGAGUAUCAAAGAUAAGCUCAAUGAAGAUGUUAAGAAAGGAGCCGUUCAUAAAAUAACAAUUAAGAUGAUUUCCAGUAAAGAAGGUAUUUUAACCUAUGAAGGUAAGACAUACACCGGAUACUUAGUAGAUCUACCUUGUAUUGUUGAAUCUCAUAAGACUUUAGAUAACAAACAGUUUAUUAAGAUAGCUGACAUAUCAAAGAUCUUUGUUUUCUCAGAUGAUUCAGCCAAUGCCCAAAAGAUAGCAGAAGAAGCUUCUCUAUCAGGUCUUACUCCUCCUAUGAAGUACGUUCGUAACCGCCGCUUCCGACAACGUCUUACUAAAGCUCCUAUCAUUGAAGAGAUAGAGAAGGCCGUUGCUCGUCUCUUAGAGAUGGAUAAAGAAGCCUUAAGAGUAGAUGUACAGGUAAUGAAUAAGGAUGAAGGUGAUGAAUCAGAAGAAGAUGUUUCAUCUUUAGCAGCCGAGAUAGAACUUAAUCUAAUGGAGAGUGAAAAGAUAACCAGAACUAUAGAACCACUAACUACUGAACAAGAUAACGAAGAGCUAUCUAAGAAAGAAGAAGAACUUAAAGAUCUACUGAUUAAAUUACAAGAGAAGAAAGAGCAACUAGAAACAAUUACUAAUCCAAUUCUAAGGAAGAGAUUCCAAGAAGGAGUUGAUCUCUUAGAACAAGAGAAGAAUGAAAAGGAAAAGGAGAUAGCUGCUAUCUUAAAUCAAAAAUAA